AACUUCAUCCUGCCCAUGUGGCCUUGACCUUGGUCAGCAACGCGGUGGAUAUUUAAAGGAUUGCAUUAAAUAAAAUUAUGUAAUUGACGAGUAAGAAGAAACGCCAUAUCAUCCAUCGUCUGAUUAUUGUAAAAAUGCCUGUUAAACGACCAUCUAGUCGUUUUAUACCUACAAAUACACGAAAAACUUGUGAACCACCGGCGAUAAUACCACCUGUAAUAAAACAUUGUACAUUUCCUGCUGUACCAAAACUGUCGAGUUUAUCGUUUCUUUCAAUCAGUCUAGUGAUCUGUUUAACGUCUACACUAACUCAGUAUAUUAAUCUAUAUAAAACUGUAUGGUGGUUACCGAAUUCAUCAAUUCAAUACGCCAUAGUAAGUCAUGCUGUGUAAACAAAAAAAUAUUGAAAAUUCACUUGACAGGAAUUUGAUCUAAUCGAUCAAUAUGUGAUAACGCAUAUCCUAUUUAUGCUGUGUACGCCAUAUCUUUAUUUGAUAUUUAUUAAGAUUAUUCCAUCAUUUAUACUAAAUUCAUUUAUCAUACGUUCAAUAUUGGGUUUAAUUAUUUUCACAUUUUGGAGUUAUAUUAUGCUAUGGAUUGUUAGUAGUAUAGAAUAUUCUGGAGUUAUGAUUUUAUACAAUAUAUCUGGAAUAAUUCUACUGACAUAUUUUCCUGUGAUAACAUUUAUCAUCUAUCAUUUUCGUUAUUUGGAGAAAAUGAUUUAUCCUUCCAAUCGAUGUCGACAUCCUCAACAACAACAACAACAUUACCACAACCAUCACCACCAACAACAUCACCACCAUCAUCAUUAUCAUCACCAGCAACAACAACAACACUAUAAUACUUCUGCUGGGUGUGCGGGUAACAGUAAUAGUAAUUACCAGAAAACUUCAUCACAUUCCACUUUUUCUAGAUUAAUACGUUUUCUUAAGGUUUUAUUCUCAUUUACUAAACAAUUAAUUGCAAUAUUUACAAAUUGGCCGUGUAUAUCCUCGAAGAAUGCCCUAUUUCCUUUAUCGUAUACAUCUAUUUCAUCGCCACUGGUAUCAUCGGGGUCACAUUCAAGAAAUAGUAAAUCAUCAUUAAUACAAACUGCUUAUUAUACUACUACUAAUACUACUACUACUAAUGCUACUACCAGUGAUAUCAAUACAGUUGAUGAGUUUAUUUUAAUGAAACAUCAUUGUUUAGGUGUAACACCUGAACAGAUACGUGAUGAAGUUGAAAUGAAUCGAUGUGAUUUCAAUGCAAGGCUGUUGGAUAUUUUAAUUGGUACUGGACAUGUUGUCUAUUAUGCAUGCUUUUUACCAAUUAUAUUUGUACAGAAAGAAUAUUUAUAUGUCGAUUAUUGGUGGUGCCUUCAACAUUGCUUUCUGAUUGGUUUAUUAGUUUUCUUAUUACGUUGGCAUUAUUUUCUACCAUGUGAUUAUAUUGAUCUGUUACAUCGAAGUUCUAUGCAUCUUGGCAGUUGGGAGAAUCUACUCGUGCGUAGUGGAUUUUCACAAAUUUCAACAUGGUCAGCAUCUGUUGUUUACCCACGUGGUGUUGUCAUCAAGCAUAUGCGUGGCCUUUUUCGAUCAAUUGGGAUAAAUAAUUGUGCUGAACCAGGCAAUGUACUUCAUUCACGAUUUUAUUAUAUGUUCAAUAAUCCACAACGUAUUAGUAGUAUCUUUGUAUGUCUUUCAUCCUUGAUUAUCCUAUAUCAAUGCACUGUCGCCUAUUCAAUGAUUGAAUGGUAUAAAUUAAUUGGUUUAGUCAUUAAUGGAUUAUUUUGUUUUGUUAAUUUCUACUUACAUUUACGUAAUUCAAUAUUAGUACAAUUUGUUUAUUCAAAGAAAGCUGAGUAUACUUCACCAACUUCGUCGUCGUCGUCGUCGUCUCUUCCUACGAGUACUGCCAAUACGUGUCCUACUACAACUUGUAGUGCUCCUGGUAUUAAUCAAACUGUGAAUAAUAAUAAUGCGACUGCUAACGCCUUUAAUGUUGCCUCGGUGAAUUCUCCUUCGUCUUCUUCUUCUGCUUCUUCUUCUACGCCUCAUGGUAAUUCGCCUAAUCAUCAUACUACUCAUAUGAGUAGGAAUUCAAUAUCGAUGUAGAAAAAAGAAAAAGGUGCCUUAAUUGGUUAGAAGAGAGAAGCGACAGGGGAGAGGAUUGUGUUUUGUUUUUUUUAGUUAGUUAGUUUUCUUUUGUUUUUGUUUUGUUUUUUUGUAAUCUGUAAACAUGUACAUUGAUGAGUGGUGAAUAGUGUUCAACAAAUAAUAAUGCAUAAAUAUAUAUAUCUUUUUUGCUAUUUUUUGGAAUUAAGAGUAGUUUUAAUACUUUUGUU
Messenger RNA from Trichobilharzia regenti, 2326 nucleotides. The record is from the annotation of a GenBank genome assembly. Lineage: Eukaryota; Metazoa; Platyhelminthes; Trematoda; Strigeidida; Schistosomatidae.